Messenger RNA from Phlebotomus argentipes, 1736 nucleotides. Its product is annotated as nucleolar protein 9. Gene Ontology annotation, molecular function: RNA binding. NCBI's taxonomy places the organism in Eukaryota, Metazoa, Arthropoda, Insecta, Diptera, Psychodidae. The coding region runs from base 78 to 1733 and encodes 551 amino acids. The record is from RefSeq and is a predicted model, not a curated record. The transcript has 2 exons. Gene Ontology annotation, biological process: ribosomal small subunit export from nucleus; endonucleolytic cleavage to generate mature 5'-end of SSU-rRNA from (SSU-rRNA, 5.8S rRNA, LSU-rRNA); endonucleolytic cleavage in ITS1 to separate SSU-rRNA from 5.8S rRNA and LSU-rRNA from tricistronic rRNA transcript (SSU-rRNA, 5.8S rRNA, LSU-rRNA). Gene Ontology annotation, cellular component: nucleolus; preribosome, small subunit precursor; 90S preribosome.
UCAUAAAACUGUCAAAUCCACGUGUAGUGCUAAAAGAAAACAAACGUGAAAAUAGUAGUUUUUCCCGAUUUUCCAGCAUGAAGAAACGUGAAAUAAAGAGAAAACACAUCAGGAAGAGCGUGAAGAACUAUUUGCGCUCGAAGGAACACAUUCCCAACCAGGAUAUCAGCGAGGAAGAUGCCAAAUACUUCCUGGGCAUUCUGAAUGUGCUCCAGGAGGAUUCUGAGGUGGAGAGCAAGGAACUCCUGGCCACGAAUGUCAUUGAAUUCACCAGAGGACGCGAGGUUUUGCUGGCAUCGCAUCAGAUUGCGUCGAAGGUGAUUGAGAACCUUCUUGAGCACUGUUCAGAUGACAAUCUCGCGGAGUAUCAGAAAGCCUUCAAGGAAGACAUCCGGACGCUGUGCGCCAAUAGAUUCUCAUCACAUGUCCUGGAGAAACUCAUCUCUGUGUCGGCGGUGAGAGCCUUGCGUGAAUCCACGGCUGAAGAACCUCCGGAAAAGAAGAUGAAGGAAGAGAAUCAGAGCAAAUUCUUCGUGGAAUCUUGCAGUAAAUUCCUCCUGAACAAUCUGGAGGAGUUUGUCUGGGACACGUAUGCCAAUCACGUCAUCAGGACAUGCCUGAAGUCCCUGAGUGGUGAAUUCUGUGAGGGAUUUCAAGUGCCAGAAGCCUGGCGAGCAAUUGCCCAGGAAUUCGUGAGUCGCCUUCGCGAUUGGCCGUUCUUCUCCACGUUUCCCUACUCAGAACUCACGUCAGGACUUCUUCAGGCUCUGGUUACUGCAUUGCAGCGUAUCGACAAGAACUCCUUGAAGUCCUUGGGCGGAUUCUUCACUGAAGAGCAGUCGAAAGAGGAGGAAAAUGAGAAGAAACUCCACAAACUCUUCUCCACUGAGAGCUCAAUCAGAUUCCUGGAAGUUCUCAUCGCUUCGGCCGGAAAGAAGCUCUUCACGAAGAUCUUUCUGAGGCUGUUUCAGGGAAAUUUCCUGGAAUUGAGUCUUCUCAAGUCGGCUAAUUUCUCUGUGCAGAAAAUCCUGGAGAAAGUUGAGAAUAAGGAUGAAUUCAGCGUUUGCUUUGGCGAACUGGAGGGACACUUUGGGGAGAUCCUGCAGAUUGGACACACGGGAGUGAUUCUGUCACUCUGCCAGGCGUGCAAGCGGCUGGAGAUGAAUCAGCAUCAGUUUGUUAGAGGUGUCCGGAAGGCUCUAGAGUGUCCUAAGGAGGGAAAUCUGGUCACUUGCAUCCUCAAACUCAAACCUCAUGAGAAGAUCCUCGAAGACUCUUCCACAUUCAUCCAUCUUCACGGUUCUCUGAUCCUUCAAGACUUGCUGAACUUCCGGAAACCCAUUGAAAUCAUCCAAAGCGUCCUCGCCAUCGCGCCAGAUCAACUUGUUGGGCUUCUCAACACUGCCAAGGGCUCUUUCAUUGUUGACGCCUUCUUCUCCUCACCUCACGUUGGCGAGAAGUCACGCGUGGCGUUUGUGAAGCAUCUGCAGAACUUCUACAUCGAUCUGGCGGUGAAUAAGUUCGGUUCCAGAACCGUUGAGAGACUCUUCGAGGCGUCAGCGCCGGAAGUGAGACAGAGAAUUGUGGCGGAAUUGACGGAGAAGAUGAAUAAGCUGCAGAGCACGCAAUUUGGCUUCAUUGUCAGCAAGAAACUUCACGUGGAGGAGUUCAAGCAGAGCCAGAAGAGGUGGAUUGGCGUUUAUGGAGGAAAUGUGGCCAAUAAAAAGAAGUAAAAG